AUGAUGGACGCCACGCCGCACUACUCGCCCGUACUGCACCUCCUCUCCCUCUCGCUGCGCCGAGCCACUCCACAGGAGCUGGCCGAGGCAUCUUCCUCCAUCUCCACCCGCCGUCAGCGAGAGUUCGAGCGCCUCCCAGGCUCACCCGCAAUAAGGGCCGUGCAAGCAGCGCUCCUGAAAGCCCUCUACUUCACCAUGGACUAUGCCCAGACGUCUGUCAUCGCUGCGGUCUUUGCCUUCAAGAUGGCCGAGUGGUGGUACCAGACAGGCGAGCAGAAGCUCAGUGCUCCCACUCUGUACCCUCCGCCACCACCCCCCCCACCUCCUAAGGUGACCUCUGCAGGCAUCCCCGUGCCUGCUGAUCGCUCCCUGUGUCCGCUCUGCCUCUGCCGUCGCACCAACCCCACCGCCCCUGCCACCUCCGGCUUCAUCUUCUGCUACCCCUGCAUCUUUGCCUACGUGGACAAGGCAAGCAAUCCUGUACCCUGGUAA
Molecule: messenger RNA, 492 nt
Organism: Closterium sp. Naga37s-1
Lineage: Eukaryota; Viridiplantae; Streptophyta; Zygnematophyceae; Desmidiales; Closteriaceae
Source: the annotation of a GenBank genome assembly